AUGGCGACUUUCAACCUGGACGACCACCGGAUAGCGAUCCCGAUCCCGUCGAUCCAUCUGGUCCGAGACUUCAUCAGUGCCGCCGAUGAGAGCUAUCUAAGCGGAGCGGUCGACCGUGUGGGGAACUCGAACGCGGUCGUCAAGCCUGAUCUUGCGAUCUCUGUGCGGGCGGGAGGCUGGCAACGGGUGAAUGGGCGAAGGUCGAUGUAUUGGGGCGGGACGAUGACGCCGAAGGGCAGACUGGUCCCCCAAAGUCCGCCGAGCUUUAUGACCGACGAAUGGCCGCGUGUUUUCCAACGACUCGAGGCGCUGAAGAUCUUCAGCGCCGCCGAGCCCUCAUCAUCGGGCCCGCCCCUCCCACCGAACCAUUGUCUUGUGAACGAGUACGCCCCUGGAGACGGGAUCCUUCCUCAUCUCGAUGGACCCGCAUACCUGCCGACGGUGGCCACGAUCUCCUUGGAGUCGGACACCGUGUACGAGUUCUACUGCUACUCGGACCGAUACGAGCACUUUUCAAGACGGCUGGACGCGGCUAGACGGGCGGCUGGGGCCGAUCGAGCUGGAGCGGAAGCUGGGGAGGAGAAGGACAUUGAGGGGCAGGCCGACCCAGAGGUGCCGGCGGCGACUGGCGAAGGCGGACGACCGAUCGCGCCCUCGCCGCUCUUCUCGCUCUUCGUUCCCCGGCGCUCGCUGAUAAUCAUCAGCGGAGAAUGCUACGAACACCUGCUCCACUCCAUCCCCGCCCGGCCCGCCGACCUGCUCUCCUCCCACCUCGAACCCUGUCUCAAUUGGCCCGAUUUCUCUCAGCAUCCUCAUCCGCAGCUCGACGAUCAAGCCUUGGCUCGCGGCCGCAGAGUCAGCUUGACUUGUCGAAGAGUCCAGCGCGUCGUGAAAGGCUUGGAGCACUUCUUGAAGUGA
Messenger RNA from Puccinia triticina, 918 nucleotides. RefSeq lists its product as uncharacterized. Bases 1 to 918 code for a protein of 305 amino acids. The record is from RefSeq and is a predicted model, not a curated record. NCBI's taxonomy places the organism in Eukaryota, Fungi, Basidiomycota, Pucciniomycetes, Pucciniales, Pucciniaceae. The transcript has 4 exons.